AUGGCAGACAGCGACCCAAUCUCAGAUACCACGCCAAACAAGAGGAGGAAGCUGAACAAUGUGAAGAGCUUCGAUUCGCAGGAAGACAGCGGAGACGAGUUCACUGUCGACGACUUCGAGACUGCUGCCACGUUGCCGCUGCCUCCGACCCAGCGCAAGCAGCUCGACUACACAAAGGAUCAAUUGCACGCCAACAGGCACUUGUAUUCCCCCUCUUCAUCCGCCGCCGGUCGCGCCUCAUCGCCUUCGCAAACUUUUGCAACGCAACAAACGCAGCCAUGGCACCGCACGCAACCCACACAACCCCUCACGCGCCCUACGCAAACGCAAACCCUCGCGAAUACACCACGCCACACCCCUGAUGUGCUCGUCGGUCGCUCCUCGCCCACCCAACAAUCACCAACCCCACAGAAGCCGCCGCCUGAGCCGAUCAGGAAGGUGACCUUCUCCAGACCCAAUGGCCUUCUGGCAAGCGCAAUGGCGCCUCCAGGCACCGCCUUCCGCCGUCCACCCGGGAUCCAAGCGAAGCCCACCCCAACCACGAUCGAGAGCGACAGUGACGACGACAUCGAUCCCCCUCGCGAGCCCUUCUCGGAUGACUCGGACGAUGCGACGCAAGGGAUGCGGUCCAACUUGAAGCCGAGUAAGCUCACGAAAGGCGGACGUGGGCUGGAUUCGACGCCGAAUAGGGUGGAGAAAGUUGUGAAAGAGUCGCCGCAUCAACCGGCUCCUGCUGCUACUGGCACGUUCAGCAGUCUGAUGAAGGAGUUUGCGUUUGAUAGCUCAAGCUCUUCCAAGCCUGCGGACGACAUGAUCAGUGCGUAUGCUGGUUCGUCUCGUCAGCCGAGACCAGCGCCGCAGCCGAAGCGUAUGAAUGCUGUAUCCUACAAAACGUUGGAUGAUGUACCGGACUAUGUGCUACGGGACAAGGUCAGGAAGAUUCAGACUGUGUUCCAGUACGAGAGUGUCCAGCGUUGUAUCGAUGCGCUUGGACGGAACAAAGGACGUGUGGACGAUGCGCAGGCUUGGUUGACGGAGCAAGCGGAGCAGGAUGCGCCUGGUGAAGACGAUGACACCGAUCAGCUGGCCUCGACCACUCCUGUUGCCCGACGAGGUGUUGCGGUGCCGGUUGCUAGGAUGCAGUCGUCGCAGCCAAUUCGACCGGCGGCGAAGCAGCAGAUUAAGGCUCCGGUGCAGACGAUUGCGGAGAAGUAUGCGACACAAGCGGCUGCUAGGAAACCGUCGCAGGUGGAGGUGGAGGAAGAUGAACCGCCCAAGCCAAGGAGGCGGCUGCAGCAGGGUCGGAGGAAACGGUCACCAUCACCAGAGCUGCCGUCCUCGCCGCCAGUCAAGGAAGCGGCAAGGUCGAGGGCCAGGCAGACUGUGGUCAUCUCGGAUGACGAGGAGGAUGAUUCUGGAAUCGUCGAAGACGAGCCGGAGGUCGAGGAGAGCAGUCACGACCAGAGGUUGCUGAAGUUCUUCAAUGAAUGCUCGGUGCAGAAUCUAGCGGAUCUCUCUGCACAGCCCGAAGCCACAGCUCAGCUUCUGAUCGACAAGCGUCCCUUCGCCAGCCUGGACGAGAUUCGGAUGGUCUCAAAUGUGCCCACGGAGACCAAGGGUGGCAAGAAGUCUCGCGCAAAGCCGGUUGGCGACAAGAUCGUCGACACCUGCAGCGAAGUCUGGACCAGCUACGACGCGAUCGACGAACUGGUGAAGCAGUGCGAGGACCUUGCCAACCCCAUCCAGCUUGCCCUCAAGGGCUGGGGCGUGAGCACUACCGACACUGGCGAGCUGCAGCUCAUGAACGUUCCGAGCGAAGCGCACGACUCUGGUGUUGGCACUCCCGCGAGCUCUUGUCCUUCCGACGAUGCUGCGCCGCGCUCGACCAAGGACAAGCGUAAGGGCCAGUUCUUGGGUCAGCCGUCGAACAUGAACUCGCAGGCUGUGAUGAAAGACUACCAGCUUGUGGGCUUGAACUGGCUGAAUCUUUUGUGGUCGAAGAAGGUCUCGUGUAUCCUGGCCGACGACAUGGGGCUGGGGAAGACGUGUCAGGUCAUCUCUUUCUUGGCGCACCUUCAGCAGCAGGAGGUGCAGGGCAUCGCGUUGGUCAUUGUCCCAGGAUCCACGCUUGAGAACUGGCUUCGGGAGUUCCAGUACUUCGCUCCGACGCUCCGAGUGCAGCCAUACUACGGCAGCCAGGCUGAGAGAGCACAGCUUCAGGCGGACAUCGAGAGGGACUUCAAUGAGAUUGAUGUCGUUGUCACGACCUACGAAAUGGCGGUCAACAAGUACGACAACAGAUUCCUGCGCAAGCAGUUGGAGCCAAUGGUCUGCGUGUAUGAUGAGGCACACAACUUGCGCAAUACGAAGUCCAACCGCUACGAACAGCUGAUGAAGUUCACUCCUGACUUCCGCGUCCUGCUCACCGGCACGCCGUUGCAGAAUAACUUGAGGGAGUUGAUUGCGAUUCUGGCUUUCAUAAUGCCCGAGAUGUUCACGGCGAAGAAGGACGAGCUGGACUACAUCUUCCAGCACAAGGCUACCACGAAGGAUCCGACGGAGAAUGCUGCGCUGCUCUCAACACAGCGCAUUGCGAAGGCAAGGUCUAUUAUUACGCCUUUUAUCCUGCGCCGCAAGAAGCACCAGGUUCUGGAUCUGCCCACCAAGCUCUCUCGCGUGGAGCGUUGCGAGAUGACCCCUACCCAAGCGAAUCACUACGCGGACCUGUUCGAGCGAGCACAGCAGUUUUACAGUGACAAGGCGAAUACCAAUGCCAAGGGAAGCGCGAAGCAGAGCUCGAACAUCCUGAUGGACCUCCGCAAGGCCGCCAUGCACCCACUGUUGGCAAGGCGCUUGUACGAUGACAAGAAGAUCGAGCGAAUCACCGACCUGUGCCUGAAGCACAAGGAGUUCGGUGACUCUAGAAGGGACCUGGUUGAGGCCUACUUGCUUGGCACGUCCCCGAACGGCCUGAAAGGUGGUGACUUUGCGCUUCACUCUUUCUGCGCGAAAACGCCUUACUUGAACAAAUUCGCGCUCAAGAAGAAGCAGUGGAUGGACUCGGGCAAGGUCGAGGAGUUCCAGAAGCUCAUCACGAAGUUUGAGCAGAACGGCGACCGUGUGCUCGUCUUCUCGCAGUUCACCACUAUGAUGGAUAUCCUGGAGGCGGUGCUGGAGACGAUCGGCAUCAAGUUCAUGCGUCUGGACGGCUCGACGAACAUGCAGGAGCGGCAGUCGAUGCUCGACACCUUCACCAACGACGACUCCAUCACGGUCUUCAUGCUCUCGACCCGAGCGGGCGGCGCGGGCAUCAAUCUGGCCGCUGCGAAUAAGGUCAUCAUCUUUGACUCGGGCUUCAACCCGCAAGACGACAUCCAAGCCGAGAACCGCGCGCAUCGUGUCGGACAGACGAGGGAGGUGGAGGUCAUUCGGCUUGUCACGCUCGACACGAUUGAGGAGCAGAUUCAUGCGCUUGGGGAGUCGAAGCUGGCGCUCGAUGCGAGGGUGGCGGGUGAGGGUGCUGUGGCGGAGGAUGGGGCGAAGGCGGAGAAGGCGGGGGAGCAGAUGGUGGAGAAGAUGUUCUUGGAUGGGAUGAAUGGGGAGAAGGAGGGGGAUGGCAGGGAUAAGGCCGACUUGAAGGAUGCUUUCAAGGUUGGGCUUGAGGGUGCUGGGGUAAGGGUUGCGUCGAAGCAGGCGCAGUUUUGA
Molecule: messenger RNA, 3705 nt
Organism: Saxophila tyrrhenica
Lineage: Eukaryota; Fungi; Ascomycota; Dothideomycetes; Mycosphaerellales; Extremaceae
Gene: FUN30
Product: DNA-dependent ATPase fun30
Exons: 1
Coding region: 1-3705 (1234 amino acids)
Cellular component (GO): nucleus
Molecular function (GO): ATP binding; ATP-dependent chromatin remodeler activity; DNA binding
Source: RefSeq, a predicted model, not a curated record